AUGGCGUACACGGCGAGCCCCGCGCCCGCGGCGCCCGGCGGCGCCCACCACUGCGUCUGCAAAGUCGAGCUGUCCGUGUGCGGCCACAGCCUCCUGGACCGCGACGUCACGUCCAAAUCCGACCCCUUCUGCGUCCUCUUCAUGGAGGUCAAUGGGAAAUGGGUGGAGCUCGACAGGACAGAAACAGCUGUGAAUAACCUCAACCCAGCUUUCUCGAAGAAGUUCGUCAUUGACUAUCACUUUGAAGAAGUGCAGAAGCUCAAGUUUGCCCUCUUUGACCAGGACAAAUCGAGCAUGCAGCUGUAUGAGCAUGACUUCCUGGGUGAAUUCUCCUGCACGCUGGGCAUGAUCGUCUCCAGCAAGAAAAUAACAAGAACUCUCCUUCUGGGGAACGGCAAGCCAGCUGGGAAAGGGAUGAUAACGAUAGCUGCCCAAGAGCUCUCGGACAACAGAGUGAUUACUCUGAGCAUGGCUGGCAGAAAACUGGACAAAAAGGACCUGUUUGGAAAGUCGGAUCCCUUCUUAGAGUUUUAUAAACCAGGCGAUGAUGGGAAAUGGAUGCUGGUCCACAGAACAGAGGUGAUCAAGUAUACAUUGGACCCUGUCUGGAAGCCCUUCACUGUGCCUUUAGUGUCACUGUGUGAUGGAGACGUAGAGAAGCUGAUAAAGGUCAUGUGUUACGACUACGACAGCGAUGGAGGACACGACUUCAUCGGGGAGUUUCAGACCUCAGUGGCCAGGAUGUGCGAAGCCCAAGAUGCCUUUGCACUGGAGCUAGAGUGCAUUAACCCCAAAAAGCAGAAGAAGAAAAAGAACUACAAGAACUCCGGGAUCAUCGUUGUCAAGUCCUGCAAAAUAACCAGAGACUUCUCCUUCCUUGACUACAUCCUGGGAGGCUGCCAGCUGAUGUUCACUGUCGGCAUUGACUUCACAGCCUCCAACGGGAACCCCCGAGACCCUUCCUCCCUCCACUAUAUCAAUCCCAUGGGAACCAACGAGUAUCUGUCGGCGAUCUGGGCUGUUGGUCAGAUCAUUCAGGACUACGACUCAGACAAAAUGUUUCCUGCCCUGGGAUUCGGUGCCCAGCUGCCGCCGGACUGGAAGGUAUCCCAUGAGUUUGCCAUUAACUUCAAUCCAACCAACCCGUUCUGUUCAGGUGUUGAGGGCAUUGUCCAAGCGUACUCCGCCUGCCUGCCCCAUAUCCGCUUCUACGGACCCACAAACUUCUCGCCCAUCGUCAACCACGUGGCCCGGUUCGCCGCCCAGGCAACCCAGCAGGAGUUCGCGACCCAAUACUUCAUCCUCCUCAUCAUCACAGACGGGGUCAUCAGCGACAUGGACGAGACGAGACACGCCGUGGUGCAGGCGUCCAAGCUGCCCAUGUCCAUCAUCAUCGUGGGCGUGGGCAACGCCGACUUCGCCGCCAUGGAGUUCCUCGAUGGGGACAGCCGCGUGCUGCGCUCGCACACCGGCGAGGAGGCCGCCCGCGACAUCGUGCAGUUCGUGCCCUUCAGGGACUUCCGCAACGCCCCCAAGGAAACGCUGGCCAAGGCGGUGCUGGCAGAGCUGCCCCAGCAAGUCGUGCAGUACUUCAAGCACCAGAACCUGCCGCCCAUCAACUCGGCGCCCGCGUAGGGCCGCGCCGCGCCGCCUGCAUGUCGCCCAGCCUGCCGGUCUGUGCUGGAAGCGCGUGGGCCACGUGCUCUGAGGAGGAGAACGCCCUGCCCCGACACACACACACUUUGUACUUAAUUGUUACGGUCUUAAAAUGCAUCCCAGACAAGCACCUGGAUUUGGUUCUUUUGUACAGUCCUGGGCUGAGAUGACCAUGCCCCGGGCCUGCUCCGUUGAGUCACUUUUCAGUAUUGAAUGUACUUUGUACAAUUUUAGUGGAACGGGACACAGUUUUUACAAUCAAAACUUGCUUUUUUCCCCCYUAAACAAUGGAGCACUUAAUAUCUUCUUCUCAUCAUUCAUUGAACAGGUCCUGUAAAGGUCCCGUAUCUGUGUUGUACCUCUGUCAUGCUCUAUGUUCAUUUUUAUACUGUGUACUUGUUAUAUUUGUUAUACUCAGGUUAAUAAAGAAACUGGGACAUUUAAA
Messenger RNA from Nothoprocta perdicaria, 2101 nucleotides. RefSeq names its product copine 2 (gene CPNE2). The transcript is spliced from 15 exons. Gene Ontology annotation, biological process: cellular response to calcium ion. Lineage: Eukaryota; Metazoa; Chordata; Aves; Tinamiformes; Tinamidae. Bases 1 to 1635 code for a protein of 544 amino acids. Gene Ontology annotation, molecular function: calcium-dependent phospholipid binding. Gene Ontology annotation, cellular component: plasma membrane. The record is from RefSeq and is a predicted model, not a curated record.